Passer domesticus (house sparrow) is the source of this 1975-nucleotide messenger RNA. Its product is annotated as zinc finger protein 239-like. Gene Ontology annotation, biological process: regulation of transcription by RNA polymerase II. Bases 1 to 1050 code for a protein of 349 amino acids. Gene Ontology annotation, molecular function: RNA polymerase II cis-regulatory region sequence-specific DNA binding; DNA-binding transcription factor activity, RNA polymerase II-specific. The transcript is spliced from 4 exons. NCBI's taxonomy places the organism in Eukaryota, Metazoa, Chordata, Aves, Passeriformes, Passeridae. The record is from RefSeq and is a predicted model, not a curated record.
AUGUAUGCCAGAAAGGAGUAUCCCCAGAUGGUGGGGUCCGGCUUCCGAAAGAAGAAAGAAGUCUCCCAGCUGAGAUGCACUUGGGCAGAAAGACCUUCAAACUCAUCGUCCUCAGCCCUUGUUUUUCCCAAACCAGGAUUUCCCAUUGCCAGUUCUUGUGAGGCUGUGAGGAAGAGGAAGAUGUCCCUGAACACUGAGUCAGAGCAGGAGCUGAGCAUGGAGAGCAGGGAGGACAAAUCCCCGCGGCAGAACCUCGUGGCAGAGGCCGUUUUGAGCGGCUCCACGGCGCAGGAACCCAACGGGGAGGAAAAGCCCCGGAGAUGCCCCACGAGGAGGGGCUGCAAACGCAGAUGGCGGGGAUCUGAGGGGGAAAGAGCCAGCCUGGGCCGGGAAGGCGGCCGGAGAUGGAGCCAGAGCUUGGAGCCGGUGGUCCAUGAGGAGGUUCCUGAUGGGGAGAAGCCCCACAAGUGCUUGGAGUGUGGGAAGAGCUUCAGGUGGAACUCUGAACUGAUAAUCCACCAGAGGAGCCACACUGGGGAACGGCCCUACGAGCCCUUCCGCUGCCCCGACUGCGGGCAGGGCUUCAGGCAGAACUCCCAUCUUGUCACCCACCGGCUCAUCCACACUGGGGAGAGGCCCCACGAGUGUGAGGAAUGUGGGAAGAGCUUCAGGCAGAGCUCCCACCUGAUCCAGCACCAGAGGACCCACACUGGGGAACGGCCCUACGAGUGUGGGGAGUGUGGGAAGAGAUUCAGACAGCGCGCCAAUCUGAUUUUGCACCAAAAGAUCCACACUGGGGAGAGGCCCUACGAGUGUUCCAAGUGUGGGAAGGGGUUUCGGAUCCGCUCCCAUCUUUUCCGGCACUAUCAGAGUCACACAGAGGAGAGGCCCUUCUGCUGCCCAGACUGUGGGAAGGGAUUCAGGCACAACUCCCACCUCGUCACCCACCGGCGCAUCCACACUGGGGAGAGGCCCUACGAGUGUCCCCAGUGUGGGAAGAGCUUCUCUCAGUCCUCUACCUUGACCAAACAUCAACGGAGGCACCGGUGAGGGAAGCCCUGCGAGUGCCCCGAGUGCGGGAAGAGCUUCGUGCGCUGCUCCAGCUCCAUCCCCCACUGCAGGAGCCACGCUGGGCACAGCCCUGGUGACCCACAUUCCCUGUGAUCCCUGUUGGGAACACACCUGCCUGAUUCUCCUUUUGGUUUGGCUUUAAUUUUUUUCUGUUCUUCCUCUCUUUGCCCUCCAAAAGCCAAGAGGGAUGGAUCUGUCAUCUCAAAACCACUCAAAUCCCACUGAAAACAACUUAAUUUUAACCCAUAAAGGCUCAGUCCCACUUCAAAUUGCUUGUUCCCACCUCAGAAAAACUCAAUCCCAGGCCAAACUCACUCCAUUCCACAGCCACCAGGGUGAGAUGGGGUUGGAAGGGGAUUGGGAGCAGUGGGAUCCCAAUUGGGAGCGGUGGGAUGGGGAUUGUGUGGGGCUGGCUGGGUGGCAUGUAUGUAAUAUAAAAAUCCCAUUUUUUAAAUCAUCUGACCCAAACAAUCAGAAAUCAAUAUCCAGAUAAAACCACUCACCCACAAUUAAAAAAAAAAAAAAAAUAAUUUGAAUUGUUUUAGAGUAGUUAAGGGUGUUAUUAAAGUUUAAUUGUUUGGUUAAAAUGUAGGAGAAAUUCUAGUGGUGCUUGGUUUUGUGUUUAGUAUGUUUGUAAUAUGAAUUGUUCUACUAAGGUUUGUUAGAUUGUGUGUUAGUUUUCUUAGAUAUUUUUUAUCUAAAGUAUAUUAACUGCUGAGUUAAAACUUUCAACAGGUAUUUCCUGGCAUAUAAUUUGCUUAUUUAUAUUUAUGGAUAAUGGUAUACUAAUAGUUGUUGUUUUAGGUUGACCCAUUAUUGGAGUAUUGUAAGUAAGAGUCAAAAAUAUUAUAUUUCAUUUUUAUUAUAAUUCAUUUCAUUUUAAUUAUAAUUUAUUGAUUUCUUA